AUGCAAGCUGCUGUAAGCGCCAGGGCGGCGCUGAGGAUCUCUCGCAUAUCCAGACCUUAUAACGUUCCAAGAACGGUGCUGUUGAGCAGAAGGUUGCUGGCUGCAAGGCCACGUUCGUUCAGCAGCAGUGAGGGCAUACAACUUCAAAGUUCGGGGGCCAUGAAGCACGGUUUUGAAUCAGUCCGAAAAGGGGAGGAUCAGGAUGGGACAAGUGAAGUCUUCAAGCUGCGCAUCAUCUCAUACAACAUACUUGCUCAGUGCUACAUCAAGGGCGAGCUCUUUCCAUACGCUCCAAAGAACUCCUUGAAGUGGAAGAACCGGUCACAAGUCCUGGGGCAAGAGUUGCUGUCAUUCGACGCCGACUUCAUCUGCCUGCAGGAGCUGGACAUGUUCGCCGAGUUCUUCCGGCCGCUAAUGGAACAACAUGGUUACGCAUGUCUCUACAAGCAGCGGCCCAAUCGAAAGAACGACGGCUGCGGCAUCUUCUACCGAAGCGACCGGUUUACGCUCCUCCAGCGGCGCGACGUCGACUUCAACGACCUGGUGCCGGAGGAGGAGUCUCCACAGGAGCCCCCGUCAAAGAUGCCGCGGACGAGCGACGGCGCCGUGUCGGACGCCGGGCGCGCGUCCUUCGAAGCGUCCGUCGGGACGUCCGUCGCCAGCCAGAUCAUCGAGAACGACAGCGCGUCGCAGAACGGGGCUGCGGUGGAGCCUGUCGGAGUGGCACAGACCCUUGGGGGGUUGGCCGACCGGUUGAUACGCACCGGGAAUGAGGCCGCGGGGACCUCUGGAAGCCAACCUGCGGCGUCCGCAACGCACUCUGCGGCGCCCAGGGCUGAUACGAGCCGGGGCAGCGGGUCCGCAGAGGGUGGGGACGCGACCAAGUCCGGGGUAAAGGCGGUAAGGCUAACCGGGUUAGCCGAGAGGCUCGUCAAGCCUGAGGCGAAAGCGAGCGGGCCGCCCGCCAAGGAUUUCGCGACGGCAGCGCGGUUCUCGAAAGAGCACCGAUUGCAGAGGGACUGCGUGGCGGUGAUGGGGGCGUUCCGGCCGGUUGGCGGGACCAAAGGGACGUUCGUGGUCGCAAAUACGCACAUUUACUGGGACCCCCAGUGGAUCGACGUCAAGCUUGCGCAGGCCGAGUACCUGCUCUACAGCCUGUCCAACUUCUUGGACUCCCUCUCCGAAGGCGCCCGGGGCAGCGUCCCGGCCAUGCUGUGCGGGGACUUCAACAGCCAGCCGGGGGACCGGGUGUACCGGUAUAUUACUUCGGCUAAGCUUCCGGAAGACACAUCGACAGUCGAGGGGAAAGCACGGAAGGUCGACAUUGAGUCAGCCGCCAACAAGCUGUUCGUAGCGCCCGCACCCGUGCGGUUGUUCAGUGCCCAUGAGAGGAGUGGGGGGGAGCCCCCGUUCACGAAUUUCACGCCAAAGUUCACAGGCACCCUUGAUUAUUGUUUCCUGACCGCUAAUAUGGUGCCGCGCUUGGUAGGUAGGAAGAGCACACCGGACGAUACCGAAAAGGAGUUAGGAGUGGGUAUACCCAAUCAGCUGUACCCUAGCGACCAUUUGCCUAUCGGGUUCGACUUCGAGAUCGAGAGAAGAAGUUUCAGGUGA
Molecule: messenger RNA, 1614 nt
Organism: Klebsormidium nitens
Lineage: Eukaryota; Viridiplantae; Streptophyta; Klebsormidiophyceae; Klebsormidiales; Klebsormidiaceae
Source: the annotation of a GenBank genome assembly